This is a messenger RNA of Halichondria panicea, 1110 nucleotides long. Its product is annotated as short-chain collagen C4-like. NCBI's taxonomy places the organism in Eukaryota, Metazoa, Porifera, Demospongiae, Suberitida, Halichondriidae. The coding region runs from base 122 to 931 and encodes 269 amino acids. The record is from RefSeq and is a predicted model, not a curated record. The transcript is spliced from 2 exons.
UGAGCCCUUUGACUAUAAAAGUGUGAGCGUUCGUAUCUUUCAAUAUUCUUUUUCAAUAAUUUAUUCAUAAGAAGGAGUAUAUAGUACAGUGCAGUAAAAAUCGAGAAAAAAAGUUACUGUGAUGAAACUGUACCUGCUUGUAGCCGUAGGGCUUACUUUUGUUUCCACAUCCUUUUCAGGCACUGCUCUUUCAAGAAGAAAGAGAAGUAUCGCAAUAACUGACAACAACCAAACCACAUAUAUUGAGCUACUGAAAGGACGAGAUGGUCGUGGUGGUCUACCAGGGCUACCAGGUAGAGACGGACUGUCUGGAAGCAAGGGAGAUACUGGAUUGGUAGGGAAGACUGGAGAUCAGGGACCACCUGGACCGGUUAGCGGAGGAGUGGUCUACACUCGCUGGGGCAAGCGUACCUGUCCUAGCAUAUCUGGUACUAGCAUGCUGUAUUCUGGAAUAGCUGGUGGAACACAUCACACUCACGGAGGAGGAGGUGGAAAUUAUCUCUGCAUGCCAGAGGACCCGGAAUACAUCCUGCCCAGUAGAUCUGGUGUUCAAGGGCAUGCAUACGUUCAUGGUGGGGUUUAUGGAGACCCUAUCCAAGGAGACCAGCUUCAUAAAAUUCCUUGUGCUGUAUGUGAAGUCUCCACCCGUGUUAUGAAGCUGAUGAUCCCAGCUAAAGCAACCUGCCCGUCAUCAUGGACACUCGAAUAUCGUGGAUACAUCAUGACUAUGUACACAAUGUACGGAAAACUUGUAGGUGAUGGUCGUGGUACAUUUGAAUGUGUUGACGAGGAUCAAGAAUCUCUUCCUGGAAGUGAAACCCCUGAUGAUUUUAUUUUUGGACUCACUCACGUCGAGGCUGGGUGUGGUACACUGCCCUGUCCUCCUUACAACUCAACUAAAGAGCUGAACUGUGUGAUAUGCACCAAAUAACUAUAACUUCCAAACUUGAAGACUAACAGUACUGUAUUUGUUAUUAUCAUAAUUAUUAACGUGUUAGUAUGUGACGCUAGAACAUUGAAACGGUACACUAGUUCAUUCGGAUGGAUGUGAAAACUAUAGAUUUGUACACUGUAUUAACUUUUUGUAAGUAAUUAUAAUUAAAUUUCAUA